AAGAGAAAGUGGUCGAGCAGUGAAAAUCUCGUCGUGGUUUUGUUGCCUACUCUUUGUUGGGUGUGCGCUGUGUGUGACAACCGUACAGCCCGUCGCAACAACAGCAGCAGCGGCAGCAGCGGCGGCGGUGGUGGUGUAUUUAUCAUCGCAGCAGCCGAGGGGAGUGAAAGGAACCGGAGGAAGGAGAAAGAAAGGAUUUACGGACACCGACCAAGCAUGGCUACCCAAACGACAGCAUCAUGCACUGGAUCUACUCUUUUGCAGCCAAUCAGCGAAAUUAUCAAUCUCCCUGUUGACCAGGUUAACUUUGUGGCAUGUCAGCUGUUCGCCCUGCUGAUGGCCGUGUGGUUUCGGAUCUACCUCCAUCCCAGUAAGACCAGUCCAUUUAUCAGACAUGUGGUGGCCACUCUUCUGGGCUUCUACUUAGCUCUCUUCUGCUUUGGCUGGUAUUCCCUCCAUUUUCUGGUGCAGAGUGGUCUGUCCUACAGUGUGAUGGUCUUUGCUGGUCUGGAGCACAUGCACAAGUACUGCUUCAUUGUGACGCUUGGCUACCUGCUAUUAUGUCAGAUCACACGAGUCUAUGUGUUUGACUAUGGCAUGUACUCUGCAGAUUUUACUGGGCCCAUGAUGGUUAUAACACAGAAGAUUACCAGCUUGGCGUUUGAAAUACACGACGGUUUGACCAAGCGUGAGGGGCAGCUGACUCCCAGCCAGAAAUACCUAGCUAUCAGUCGGAUGCCCAGCUUGCUGGAGUACUUGAGCUACAACUGUAACUUCAUGGGCAUCUUGGCAGGGCCCACCUGCUCUUACAACGACUACAUGGCUUUCAUCGAAGGCACAUGCUACCAGCCACGCCACCAGGAGAACGCCAACGGCAAAGAGAACGGGAAGUACAAGCAGUGCGAACCCUCGCCCAAGAAUGACGUCAUCGCCAAGCUGUGUACAUGUGCCAUCUCGCUGGCUAUCUAUCUGUCACUGUGCCAGCUGCUCCCAGUGGAGCACUCCAUAGACGAUGACUUUGUCAGCUCCACACCCUUCCACCUUCAGGUCAUCUACCUUUAUCUGGCAAUGCUAGCUCUGAGGCCAAAGUACUACUUUGUCUGGACACUUGCCGAUGCUAUCAACAACGCUGCUGGAUUUGGCUUCAAUGGUUACAACAAAGAUGGCUCCCCACGGUGGGACCUGAUAUCAAAUCUCAGAAUUCUGGACAUUGAGUUUGCCACCAGUUUCAAGAUGUUCCUAGACAACUGGAAUAUCCAGACAGCUCUCUGGCUCAAAAGGGUGUGCUAUGAGCGCUGUCACAUCAACCCCAUGGCUGCCACCUUCCUGCUGUCAGCCAUGUGGCACGGGGUGUACCCUGGCUACUACCUGACUUUUCUCACUGGCAUCGCCAUGACCAUGGCCGCACGUGCAGUAAGGCACAACAUCAGACCAUACUUUCUGGUCUCAGACUCAUAUACGCGCAUCUAUCAUGUCAUCACGUGGGCAUGGACUCAGGUCGCCAUCAGCUACACAGUGGCGCCAUUUGUCCUACUCGCUGUGGGACCCUCACUCAAAUUCUACAGGUCCUGGUACUAUUGCUUACAUCUCCUCUGCCUCUUGGUGGUACUGGCCCUACCUGUCAAAUCGAGACGCCGGCAGGCCAAAGAGCAACAGGACGGCACACAGAAGGACAGCUUACAGGACAACCAGACAGACCACAACAACAGCACAGACAGCAACUGCAACAAGAAAAAUGAAACCACAUGAGGAUUGGGACAGCGACGCACACUCCCUUCGGCAGCAGAAACACUGAGACAAACUAGAAACCACUGAGAGCUGGAGUGUGGCGAGUCUGUUUUACCUGACAAAGAACCAAAUAUCGGACGCUCUGAGAAUCCUAACAGACAGACAACAAAAUCAAUUUUCUGUCAAAACCUCACCAGUAGCAAGGAUGACAGCAAUCACAGUUUUUGACAUGGAUAAGAGACCAGGAUGUAACAAUGGCCACGGGGUAAACUUAUGAGAUAAUAGUGGUUACUUUACAUUACAUUAGUGGAAAUGAAGACUUCAAUGCUGCCUUAAACCCUCUAUGUACUCAGCUAGUGAAAUAACAGUUGGGUGGCACGCUGCAAGAACCUAAAUGUAGUUUCACAAUUGUGGUGCCAGGCUAUAAACAAACAGAUUAGAAGUGCAGUAUGUGGAGGGUUUUUGUCAUUCUCUGGUUACAAACCUCUGUUAGGUGGAAAUGGAAAAUGUGUUCAUGUAAAAGAAACUUAACCUUUAUCAUCAGCUGCCAAUUUCAAACAGGCCUUAGGAUCCUCAGAACAUUGUUUGAUUUCUAUGUCUUUUUUAAGAAGAAUUCACAUUGUACAUGUUUUGUAUUUAGAUGUUCUUGAAAACACUAUUUCAAAUUCAUUCAUAUGAUUUUGUUUUUUCCUGGGAUGAAUUCACCAACAUAAAGAGUCCCAAAUUCAGAUCUCGUCCGUCUCCAGCUGUGGAAAGUCUAAAAGAGGCACUCAAGUGUUACUAAAUAGAUUUCUUUUUAUUUUAAUAUUUUUCAUAUCUGCUGCUUUUUUUGACAAACAUGACUCAUCAGAUAAAUGUGUGUGUUUAAAGGGAGUUAAUUUACCCUGUUUUACCCUGUUUUUUACACAACAGGUUUCUCUGUGUUUAAAUGUUUUGCCUCUGUAAUACAAGUAUCCAAUACUAUUUAAUUAAUACAAGUCCUAAGUAAUGAAGUUGUACAAUUUGGGAAAGCCCAGUGGAUUGUUGCCAUCAAAGUUGAACACUCGUACAGUUUAAUUAAUUCUUAAAUCCUACAAAUAAUGUACAUCUAGUCAGAUUAUCACAGUCCCUGAAGACUUGAUUUGACUGUCAGAAGAUUCUUUAGCCAUAAUUAUUACAAGCCAAUCAAAAUGU
Etheostoma spectabile (orangethroat darter) is the source of this 2901-nucleotide messenger RNA. It is a transcript of the gene mboat2a, whose product is annotated as membrane bound O-acyltransferase domain containing 2a. The transcript is spliced from 13 exons. Bases 217 to 1749 code for a protein of 510 amino acids. Gene Ontology annotation, molecular function: acyltransferase activity. Gene Ontology annotation, biological process: lipid modification. NCBI's taxonomy places the organism in Eukaryota, Metazoa, Chordata, Actinopteri, Perciformes, Percidae. The record is from RefSeq and is a predicted model, not a curated record. Gene Ontology annotation, cellular component: membrane.